CUCUAUAUAUAUACCCCUUUCAAUUCCACAAACUCUUACUUCUUAAUUCCCCUCUUCAUUUAGUUUCUCCAUAUCGACUAAUUUAUCGAAGUUACAAACAUACAUUUUCCCUUUCUCUCUUCUUGAAAUGGCAUCCUUCGAAGUCUCCAAGGAGGCUAAAUUGAGGGGAGAAGAAGAGGGAUGCAAAUGCACCCGUGAUGGCAGUGUUGAUUUGCAUGGGCGGCCUGCAAUCCCAGAACGAAGCGGGAAAUGGUUUGCUGGAAUCAUCAUACUCUUAAAUCAAGGGCUGGCUACGCUUGCAUUCUUCGGGGUAGGAGUGAAUUUGGUCCUGUUCCUCACAAGGGUGAUGCACCAAGACAACGCAGAUGCUGCCAACAGUGUGAGCAAAUGGACUGGAACAGUCUAUAUAUUCUCUCUCGUUGGUGCUUUUCUCAGCGACUCCUAUUGGGGAAGAUACAAAACUUGCGCUAUCUUUCAGCUCAUUUUUGUAAUAGGUCUUGCAUUGUUAUCACUGGCGACACAGAUUUCGUUGCUGAAACCUGGAGGGUGCGGGCGCGGAACAAGCCCCUGCAAACCCCACUCGAGCUGGGAGAUGGGUCUCUUCUACAUCUCCAUCUACAUGGUUGCUCUGGGCAACGGAGGCUACCAGCCCAACAUCGCUACGUUUGGGGCUGACCAGUUCGACCAAGAGGAUCCCAAAGAGGGCCGCUCCAAAGUCUCCUUCUUCAGCUAUUUCUAUCUGGCAUUGAACCUCGGCUCACUCUUUUCCAAUACCAUAUUAGGGUAUUUUGAGGAUGAAGGGAUGUGGGCACUGGGGUUCUGGGCAUCCACUGCCUCUGCUUUUGCUGCUCUACUGCUCUUUCUUGGAGGUACCAAAAGAUACAGGCACUUCAGGCCUACUGGAAAUCCUCUUUCCCGCUUCGCCCAAGUGCUCGUCGCAGCACUCAACAAGUGGACCGAGAAGAUUCCGCCGGGUGAGCAUAAUUUGUAUGAAGCUGCGGAUGAUCGUGGAAGUGAUCAUACAGCAAAUGGUGGUGCUAGGAAGAUGCUUCAUACCCAGGGGUUCAACAAGAGAUUCUGAGCAGCUGAAGCAGAAGGCAUACAACCCUUGGCGCCUCUGUCCCAUCUCUCAAGUUGAAGAGGUCAAAUGCAUACUCAGACUACUCCCAAUCUGGCUCUGCACCAUAAUUUACUCCGUAGUCUUCACACAGAUGGCCUCACUCUUUGUAGAACAAGGCGAUGCAAUGAACACCAACAUCUCAAACUUCCGAAUCCCUCCAGCAAGCAUGUCUAGCUUCGACAUCCUCAGCGUUGCGUUUUUCAUAUUCCUGUACCGGAGAGUAGUCGACCCACUGGUCCGUAGGGUUAGGAAGAAGGGGAGCCUCACCGAGCUUCAGAGAAUGGGAAUCGGUCUGAUCAUAGCAGUCGCAGCAAUGCUCUCAGCUGGCAUCGUGGAGUGCUAUAGGCUAAAAUACGCUAAGAAAGAUUGCAGACACUGCCAGGGAUCCAGCUCAUUGAGCAUCUUCUGGCAAGUCCCUCAGUAUGCUCUCAUCGGUGCGUCUGAAGUGUUCAUGUACGUCGGCCAGUUGGAGUUCUUCAAUGCUGAGGCGCCCGAUGGACUUAAGAGCUUCGGAAGUGCACUUUGCAUGACCUCAAUAUCGCUAGGGAAUUACGUCAGUAGCUUCCUGGUGUCGAUCGUGAUGAAGAUAUCUACCGUAGAUAAUAUGCCGGGAUGGAUUCCGGGAAACCUUAAUAAGGGCCAUCUCGACAGGUUUUACUUUCUUUUAGCCGGUUUGACGGCCGUCGAUCUGGUCAUCUACAUUGCCUGCGCCAGGUGGUACACAAGUAUGAAGCUGGAAGGGAAUUAUGGAGAGAACAAUGAGGAAGAGGGAUCCGGAGUCUAGAUUUUUGGUGGGAAAUUCAUGUUGCAGCAUUCAUCAUAUGAAUAAAGAUGAUGAAUUUGAUUUGUGCUCUGAAAAUGUCAUGGAGCUUGUAGAGAAAGGGAAGCUCUCUUCAAAUCUUUUCAUCUAUUUUGUUGGCUCUACUUUGCUAAUAAACCAUCAGAUCCCAAUCAUGGCUUCAUACUUUUUGCAAAUGUGUGGGUUAUGUAAAAGCUUCAAGUUUCUUAUUAUGUUGAGCAAAAUUGCAUUUAAUUUUA
Messenger RNA from Sesamum indicum (sesame), 2158 nucleotides. The record is from RefSeq and is a predicted model, not a curated record. Lineage: Eukaryota; Viridiplantae; Streptophyta; Magnoliopsida; Lamiales; Pedaliaceae.